Molecule: messenger RNA, 3412 nt
Organism: Orbicella faveolata
Lineage: Eukaryota; Metazoa; Cnidaria; Anthozoa; Scleractinia; Merulinidae
Product: protein NLRC3-like
Source: RefSeq, a predicted model, not a curated record
UGGCAAAAAAGAUGGAAAAAGUCAUCGAUUUUUUUUUUCAAAAUAUAAUGCCUGCACUGCAGGCUAAUACUCGAUACUUAAGUUUGUUUCGUUAAAGCGUAUUGUACUGGUAUAAAUUUCCUCUAAACUGAUGUCAGGUGCAGUCCACAGCAAUUCAUAGCUCUUGUGGAACACGAGAACAUGUCUUUAUCGAAGGUGCAGAAUGGCCAAGUGACUAAAGUACGUUAUACAAAAGAGUCAGCAAAUUUUAGCCGAUUGGCUGCCCUUGUUAUUUCAGUAGGAACAUUAGCCUUGAAGACGCAGUUCAAUGAAAUAUACUCUCCAGGGGUGCUACAUCAUGUUUUGGGAUAUGAGACAGUUUUAAAUGAUUUGCAGAACCUUCAAAAGGAAAAACGCAUCAGUGCGACACAGUGGACCAAACUUUAUCCUGCUGUACGUGAAUCGGUUUCAGCUGAUACAUUUGAUAUAUCCCUUUUGAUGGUUCUGAUAAGAAACAUAUGUUGUUUACCAGCACCUCCUGCAGGUUGGGACAAACUGCCAUCAUCAGAAGACACUACCUUAAGUGCUGACAUCACACGUGUAAGCUAUUUUAGGAGAGAACUAGCCCAUGCAUCAGAGGCCUCAAUUGACAAUGAAACUUUUGAGGACUAUUGGAAAAUUCUAAGUGAAGCACUUGUGAGACUUCUAGGGGAAAGCCGUAGACCUGAUUUAGAUCAUCUAAAGGAAAGUACCUUAAACCCCAGUAUGGGAGACUAUUAUAAUGCUUGUCUUGAAGACAAAGGUGAAGAGGAAAAAGAACAAAAAACAGGAGGUGAUGACUGUGCAAGUAGCAUUGCUGAAGCAUUACUUUCGAAUGGAUCUUUGACCACGUACGGCUGCUCUGGUAAAAAUGUGGGUGACGGUGGUGCAGAGUCAUUUGCUAAAGUCUUGGUAGAGAACAAGACUCUAACUGAGUUAGACUUAUCUAACAAUAAAAUAGGAAACCGUGGUGCUUGUCUUAUUGCAAGCGCUCUUGAAGAAAACGUCACUCUUAAGAAUUUAAAUUUGUCCAAAAAUAGGAUUGGGGACGAAGGUGCUAUUGCUUUAGCCAAUGCUCUUAAGGUGAAUAAAACUCUUGCAGAAUUGGAUAUGAGCAAUAAUAAAUAUGGGUCUGAUGUCAUCACACAGUUUUCAGAAGUUGUAAAAACAAGUACAACAAUUACAAAGUUGGCAAAUUGACGUCAUUUUUUCAUGUGUCUGUCCUCUUAUUGAUCAUGAAUUUUGUCAUAACAUGUUCAAAGUAGCCAUGUAUCCGCAGACCACUUUAACAAAUGAAUGUAACGUUGAAAUUCAUCGUCAAUAACAGGACAGACGCAUAAAAAAACUGACGUCAAUUUGUUUUUUACAAUAACAAAUUGUCAAAUUGUCCAUUCUCGCGUGAACAUCACAUAAGUUAUAAAUUCAUGCGUCUGUCUGCUUAUUGGCAAUAAAAAUUAGCCAACGAGCAUGCGAGAAUCUUUGCAGUUAUUGAAAAAUGGAUGCUUUAAUGCUUGAGCAGGGGUCUCGUUAAAGUUUUCAGCAGGAGGGAAACUGGUCUUCACAGGUGGGCAAAACUAUGUGAACUGUACUUCUAAUAUAAGAAAAACGUUUCCCUAGAUGGUCAAACCAGGCAGGCAAAACCAUCCUCACAACCUUGCAAUUUACCCGGUGAGCUGCCCUUAAUGAAAGCCCUGCUUGAGUCAAGUUUGUUGACGUUAGUUAGAUGCAGUGUGGCCUUUGAAACGUCCAUUAAGACGAAAAAUAUAGCUUUCCUGUUUGAAAAGUACUCAAGAUGUAAUAUAUCACGUUUGACCACAUUUUCAAACACAUUUGAGGUGUUUGGAAGUUUGGUCAGGCACGGACUUAAGUGUUUGAUGUAUCUUCUUAAUCGAAACUGAAACUAAGGAGAAAACGGAGAAAUGAAAUCUUAAAAAUCUAUGUAUAGUUAAGAUCAGAUACAGGUUUAAACUAAAUGAAUUAUAAAUGAGUUUGAAUAUAUAAGGGAAUAGUGUAUUAUUGCUUUGGAUACAAAUUAAGUCAGGGAACACUUUUUUAAGUCUCAAAACGUGUUAUUUAGUUUUUAAAUUUUAAUUUUUGUUAGUACGUGAUAAAUACUGUUCAAAUUCAAAGUGCAAUUACAUUGCAAUGAUAGUAUAUUAAAAACUAGAAUUUCAGAUAUCUGUUUGAACUUAGAAUAAAAAAGGUACAAUUUAUUUAUAUUAUACCGUUUUAUUUAUUUAUUUUUUAAUUUUAAUUUUUGUUAGUACGUGAUAAAUACAGUUCAAAUUCGAAAUACAAUUACAGUACUAAUGAUAGUCAUUAUUAAAAACUAGAAUUUCAAAUAUCUGUUUGAACUUAAUAAAAAAAAUGGUAUAAUAAUCUUAGUGAGUGGGAAACCUAGCUUGGGUCUUCUAUCCAGCAGCAUGAGUCAAUUAUGAGUUGACUUUAGUCAAACGGAGUUCAAGGCUUCCCCAACCUUGACACCUCAAAGAAAAUUGCCCAAGCAACCCACAUCCUAACCACGUUAAUCACCUCUUCAAUUGUUUUGUUGCCAGCAUGAUUGCCCUGAUGGUGUGUACCAUUGCAGUUAUGUCCUCUGUCAGUGGUAGACGUGUUCUCUAACGUAAUGUGACAUGCCACGUCAAUCAUAUUGGGGUUUCGACAAAACACUGAUCCCCUACAGAACCCCCCUACUGAACCCCCUCGCUGGCCCCCUACAAAAUCAACAGGAAAAAGAAAAUAAAGCCCAGAACUAUCAAUGGGACCGAUUCAAGUUCAUUAAUAAUGUGUGGUUCAAUUCAACCUGUUAUCAUCCCCCCUGGGCAUACCCCCGGGGAUUUACAUUUUUUUCUUGUUUGGCAGCCUAUUCCCAGCCCCCAGGCACAAAAAAGGAUACAGUUCCCUGCCCCCCGGGACUUCUAUCUACCUCAACUAUGUAUGUGUACAAGAAAGGGUGGCAGUAUUGGUUGCUCUACCAUAGUAAAAACAUUGGUCUUCAAUUCGUCUGAGUUUCUCAACUACUAUGUCCAUGCGAUUACAUAAUUCCUUCAAAUGUUAACUGGGCAUUCAUCGCAUACUUGUUACUGUUACAGUUUCUGUUGUUGUUCCUUUCUUAAUAAAUGCCCUAUUUAGGUUUUGUUUUGAACACUCGGUUGUUUCUCCAAAAAGAAUAAGUGCCCCGUCUCGAAUAAGCGCCCUCCCUUGAGGUACCAAAAGCCUGAAUAAGCGCCUCGGCCGGCGCUAAAUCGAAUCUUUACGGUAUUUAACAUUUGCUAUGGUGAUUUAAGCUUAAACUUCAUCAACAAAAAGUUGUAUCUGGUGUUAAAAAAACGCAGUCCUGCCAUCGCUCCAAAAAACUCUUAAACCUUGUUGUUUUAAUUUGUUGUUGUUUUGU